AUGACGAUUCCAGCUGCUAACCAAAUGACUAAUGUCAUCGGAGGGUUUGACACCAAGAUCCAGCCAUCACCUUUGAAAAAAAUGAUAAAUUGGUGUUUAGUGCAUUUCAAAUUUAUAGUUUCGGAGUUUACGUCAACGAUGUUAUUGCUCUUUCUUGGAUGUAUGACAACUAUACCGUUAGACGGUUUUGAUAUUCACCCGCCGAUGUACUCCGCGAUUGGUUUCGGUAUGGUUGUUUUAUUUAACAUCGCGACCUUUGGACAUAUAUCAGGGGCACACAUGAACCCGUCGGUUACAUUGUCUGCUUUGUUAUGGGGCAGUAUGUCUCUACCUUUGGGAAUAGCAUAUAUCAUCGCUCAAUGCUUCGGAGCUAUCGUCGGUUAUGGAUUAUUAGUCGUAGUUUCUCAUGUGAAUUUGAUUCAAGAAUGUAUCUGUAUGACAACACCGCACCCUAACCAAGCUGUGUACCAAGCAAUUAUAAUUGAAAUAAUAUUGUCUUUAGCUUUAGGAUUUAUCAAUUGUUCGGUCUGGGAUCCGGUUAAUAAGGAAAAAGUCGACGCAAUUCCUUUGAAGUUCGGUUUUACGAUAGCUGCAUUUUCAUUAGCUGGAGGACCUUUAACGGGAGCUAGUAUGAAUCCAGCGAGGUCAUUGGCACCGGCGCUUUGGACAGGAAAUUGGUCCAUGCAUUGGAUCUACUGGGUCGGUCCGCUGAUUGGUGGAGCAUUAGCACCCAUAAUUUAUAAGCUGUUGUGGUUGAAAAAGGAAAAAUCAUACACAUAA
Molecule: messenger RNA, 780 nt
Organism: Danaus chrysippus (African queen)
Lineage: Eukaryota; Metazoa; Arthropoda; Insecta; Lepidoptera; Nymphalidae
Source: the annotation of a GenBank genome assembly